Molecule: messenger RNA, 2628 nt
Organism: Halichondria panicea
Lineage: Eukaryota; Metazoa; Porifera; Demospongiae; Suberitida; Halichondriidae
Exons: 11
Coding region: 148-2535 (795 amino acids)
Source: RefSeq, a predicted model, not a curated record
UUUUACAUUUUUGUGUAGAAUCGAGCCCUGCCCAUCACCUUAUUUCGAGGAAUCUAGCUGGCUACUAGCCGGCUAGCGGUUGCAGCACAAACGUAUAGAAAAAGACUUGGGUGGUGGAUCUAUUAAAGUUCAGCAUCUUUGGCAAGUAUGGAGAACCCCACAGUGAUCAUAACCGACACAGGAGAGCUACAGCUCACUAGCAUUACUCGACACUGCCUCCUGCACACCAUUGAGGUGAUCCGCCCACAUAUAAACCUCUCCAUUGUUCUGCCACAGUCAGGCUCUCAUAAAAUUGACAGUUUCUGUGGUGAGCUCCAAGAAGCCAUCCUCACAAAACAUCCGAAGAAGAGGUCUACUCAGAGCCUACCUGAAGAUCCACUGGUGCCUUCUAUCGAAAUUCAUCGAUUGUGUGAAGGAGCUAUUGGCUCGUUGGACUUCACGCUUAUCAUUGAGAAAAACUUCCUGGCAACCUCGAAAGGCAAUAUCAAUCUGGACGCCUUUCAUCGCUGUUGCUGGAAGUACUACGAGAUGGAGAGGAAGAGUGAAAUAUCGUACCCCAAAUGGUUCUCAAGAGAAUGCACGUACCGACUAUGGCUGAUCUAUAACUGUGUGCUGGAGCCAGAUUUGAAUACUACUCUCUCAAUGAAAACCACUAAUGAAGUAUUGAAAAGAAUAGUUGAGUACUGUGGGUACACAUGGAAUCCCACCUAUGCUUAUGCAACAGCGACUCAAAUGAGCUUUCCAGAAUAUCUUGCCGCCAUUACUACUUACUUUGAGCAGUUCAAGUUGGAAAUGUCACUCACCUGUGAGGUGAUUGGAGACAUGGUGGACGAGAUAGUGAAUGGGGUUCUAAAGACCGGGCGUCUGACAAAGAAAGGUCACAUGAGGAAGAACUGGAAGAAUCGUUGGUUUGUGCUCCAGCGGACAGUGCUGCGGUACUACAUGUCCCGGGACAACAUGACCCUCAAAGGUCAACUAGUGUUAAAUGGCAAUACAGAGGUGAAGAGUAUCCCUGACAAGGGCAAGAGACGAUUUUGUUUCCACGUUACAUGCGGGCACACGGGGACACCGUUUGAGAUAGCAGCUGAAGAUCAAAGGACAAAGCAUGAGUGGAUGCUGGCUAUUCGGAAGGCUAUAGCUCUGGCCAAAGUGCUGGAUGGGAGCUCAAAAGCAAAUGAGUUUGCUGAGUCCUUGCAAGGUUUUUACCUACUAAAGUAUGGGACCUCUCAGCCAGUGCUAGCUCGGCAAGACUCCACAGUGAGGAAGAUGAAAUUUCAGGCCACCCUAAAAGACCAGCGGAAGAGACUCUCCGGCAGGGACAGCAAGACAACAAUUCCUACAAGUGCUCAAUUUGACUCCUCUGGAGAAGUUGGGGAUGACUUAGAGCAGUACGUUGCCAUGGGUCCUGGGCAGGGGAAUAUCACCAGUGACGACAGUGACUCAGACACUGAGGGCCAGUAUGUACCAAUGAAACCACUCUCUAUCGAAGAGUUGUCUCAGUCGUAUGAUGAGGUCACCAUCCAUGUGACCCAAAGCCUCCCACCCACUAUUGGAGAACGGUCCUUCAUGCAGGCACGCUCUUCCGGAACAUUCUCCGGCCCUUUUGUAACUACCCAAGACAAGCCACUCAUUCUUGAGCCUACUCCAGAGGAGGACGAAGGUGGCUACAUUUCCCUUAAGAAGGAGGCUAAGAAGGAUCUCACUUACGAUCCCGUCAGCUUUGAGGAUGGUAACCGUACUCAGCAGCAUGCCUACGAUCCUGUGACGUAUGAUGAUAAGGACAGAAUGAAGAGUAAAACUGUGAGCAGGAGAAAAUCUGACCCGAAGUCACCUUCACUACUUUGCCCGACCUCACUUAGUCCAACGUCACUGAGUCCAGAAUUUGAUGAUGGAAAAGACGGAUCAUACAUCCAUGUGGUCCAUAGCCGCCCAAAUAUUCCCCCAAACUUGCCUUCGCAGACAGUUUCAACUCCCAAUGCAUUGGAAUCAUCUGCUUCGUAUGAUGAACCGAAGAAUUGGACAGUGAAGAAAGACUCUGGUCUCUACCUGACUCUGAUACAUGACAGUCCCAAGAGCCCCACCUACACGGAAAACGGCAUUCCCAAGGAUCAUCCGCCGACAGUGCCUGCACACAGGAAAAGCCCAUCCCCUAUCCACAAACAUCGUUUCACCAUGUCUGAGAGGUUUGACUUACCUCCUCCACCUCCACCCCGAAUGAACAUGCACGCCUCAAGCCCCAACCUGCCCAGAGCACCCCCUCCCCUACCCCCAACCAGGAGACGCUCAAGUGACAGCCCAACUAGUCCCGUACGCGUUGCUGGUCACAGUAGUGUACCCCCUCCUCUACCAUCCAAAAACUCAAGUGGUAGUCCAACUAGUCCGAUAAGAAAUCUCUCAUCGAGUUCUCCUGAGCACAGCUUUAGGAGGGCAACUAUUAUGUCUCCAACUAAAGAGUACCCAAGGAUAAUAGAAGAGCCACAUGCUUUGUUAAAACGUAGGUCAUUUGAUGAUGGUGAACCUAACACAAACUCUUAACAUCGUUUUAUCCCCAAUUCCACCGUGACUCGUUUGUUCUCAGCCCGUUUUGGAUUUCUGUUGUGUCCAACUGUAAUAUUUUGCACUUUUAAA